This is a messenger RNA of Sclerotinia sclerotiorum 1980 UF-70, 363 nucleotides long. RefSeq lists its product as hypothetical. Gene Ontology annotation, molecular function: SNAP receptor activity; syntaxin binding. The record is from RefSeq and is a predicted model, not a curated record. Gene Ontology annotation, biological process: vesicle-mediated transport; vesicle fusion. Bases 1 to 363 code for a protein of 120 amino acids. Lineage: Eukaryota; Fungi; Ascomycota; Leotiomycetes; Helotiales; Sclerotiniaceae. Gene Ontology annotation, cellular component: plasma membrane; SNARE complex. The transcript has 4 exons.
AUGGCCGACCACAGAGAACCUCAAUAUGAUCCUUAUAUCCCAAGCGGAGGAGCUGCUGGUGCAGGUACCCAACAAGCAGGAGGUAACCAAAGGACGGCGGCAUUACAAGCUACUAUCGAUGAUACUGUUGGUGUAAUGCGCGAGAAUAUCAACAAAGUCUCAGAACGUGGUGCCCAUUUAGAUUCCCUUCAAGAUAAAACCGAUAGUCUCGCAGUUUCAGCACAAGGUUUCCGUCGUGGAGCCAACAGAGUCCGCAAACAGAUGUGGUGGAAGGAUAUGAAGAUGAGGAUGUGCUUGGUUAUAGGCAUCAUCAUCUUGAUCAUUAUCAUUGUAGUUCCUGCUGUCGUUGCUACAAAGCAUUAA